Tupaia belangeri chinensis (Chinese tree shrew) is the source of this 3362-nucleotide messenger RNA. RefSeq names its product golgi associated, gamma adaptin ear containing, ARF binding protein 2 (gene GGA2). Gene Ontology annotation, molecular function: phosphatidylinositol binding; ubiquitin binding; small GTPase binding. The transcript has 18 exons. NCBI's taxonomy places the organism in Eukaryota, Metazoa, Chordata, Mammalia, Scandentia, Tupaiidae. Gene Ontology annotation, biological process: protein localization to cell surface; intracellular protein transport; Golgi to plasma membrane transport. Gene Ontology annotation, cellular component: trans-Golgi network. Bases 645 to 2375 code for a protein of 576 amino acids. The record is from RefSeq and is a predicted model, not a curated record.
UCUCCAGUGGCACAUAUACCCUAUAGCAAAAAUCUCUCUCAUUUAAAAAAAAAAAAAAAACAAAUUUCCUAGAAACUAGAAGCCCAAGAUUAAGGUGUCAGCAGGUUUGUUUUUUUAUUCCCCCGGAGCCUUGCUACUUGACCUUUACAUGGCCACCUUCUCUGUGUCUUCACUUACCUUCCUCUGGGCACACACAUCCCUGGUGUCCUCUCUGUGUCCAGAUUUUCUCGUCUUAGAAGGCUACCAGUCAGACUGGACUAGGCCCACCUCAGCAGCUUCAUUUGAAUAUAAUCGCCUCUUGAAACGCCCAGUCUCCAAAUACAGUCACAUCAUGAGGUUCUGGGGGCCACGACUUCAGCAUAUGGUUUUGGCGGGGGACACGGUUCAGCUCAGCCGCAGUCUGGACUCAUGAAUCCCAGUUCUCAGGCCCAUUUGACUUCAGAGCAAUAAAGGAUGAUUGACACCGGCAACGCAGAACUGCACGUUCGACUUUCUUUGGGGGCUGUAACGGGAGGAGUUUCUCAUCUGUCAGGGUUCUCCAGACUUGGUCCUUGGACUGGAAAACUUCACCUGCCUGUUUUGCAUCUUUUUCUUCAUAUCUGCCUCUUCCUUCCACCAUUGCUAACAAAGCCACAGAUCCAAGCAUGUCAGAACAGGAUUGGUCAGCCAUCCAGAAUUUCUGUGAGCAAGUGAACACUGACUCCAAUGGCCCCACACAUGCGCCCUGGCUACUGGCCCAUAAGAUCCAGUCUCCACAAGAGAAGGAAGCUCUUUAUGCCUUAACGGUGCUGGAGACGUGCAUGAACCAUUGUGGAGAGAAGUUCCACAGCGAAGUGGCCAAGUUCCGCUUCCUGAACGAGCUAAUCAAAGUGUUGUCCCCCAAGUAUCUAGGAUCCUGGGCCACAGAAAAAGUUAAAGGAAGAGUCAUUGAAAUACUGUUUAGUUGGACAGUCUGGUUCCCAGAAGACAUCAAAAUCCGAGAUGCUUAUCAGAUGCUGAAGAAGCAAGGAAUCAUAAAACAAGACCCUAAACUACCAAUGGAUAAAAUAUUGCCCCCACCUUCUCCCUGGCCCAAGAGCUCCAUCUUUGAUGCUGAUGAAGAAAAGUCAAAGCUUCUCACACGGCUUCUGAAGAGCAACCACCCUGAGGAUCUUCAGGCUGCAAACCGGCUAAUCAAGAAUUUGGUCAAGGAGGAACAAGAAAAAUCUGAGAAAGUGUCAAAGAGAGUCAGUGCGGUGGAGGAAGUACGGAGCCAUGUCAAGGUGCUGCAGGAGAUGCUGAGCAUGUACCGCAGGCCAGGGCAGGCCCCGCCUGACCAGGAGGCCCUGCAGGUCGUAUAUGAAAGGUGUGAAAAACUGCGGCCCACCCUUUUCCGGCUGGCAAGUGAUACCACCGAUGAUGACGAUGCACUCGCGGAGAUUCUUCAGGCAAAUGACCUCCUCACCCAGGGAGUUCUGCUAUACAAACAGGUGAUGGAGGGCCGAGUCACCUUUGGGAACCCAAUGACCAGUUCGGUGGGAGACAUACCCGUCUCCAGAGUCUUUCAGAAUCCAACAGGCUGCAUGAAGAACUGCCCCUUGAUUGACCUGGAGGUGGACAGUGGAUCUGAGCAGGCUGGAACUGUGGCAUCAUCUUUGCUUCAUCAGGACUUGGCAGCCUUAGGAAUCAGUGACACUCUUGUUACGAACAAGGUUGCUGAUCAGAACUGCUGUAAGGAAAAGAAGAAUCCUGCUGCCAGCACACUGCCAGGAGGUGGUGGUCAGAGCCCUCCUGCAGAUGGGAACUUGAUGGAGUUCCUCUCACCACAGCCAUCUCCAGGUUCUCUGAAUUAUGUUCCACAAAAAAGUAUCCCCAAGGAAGUACCACCAGGUACCAAGGCCUCCCCAGGUUGGUCCUGGGAGGCUGGUCCACUGGCUUCUUCCCCAUCUUCACAGAAUACACCUCUGGCUCAAGUGUUCGUCCCUUUGGAGUCUGUUAAACCCAGCAGCUUGCCGCCUCUUAUCGUGUAUGACCGGAAUGGAUUCAGGAUUCUACUCCACUUCUCCCAGACUGGGGCCCCUGGCCACCCAGAGGUGCAGGUGUUGCUGUUGACCAUGAUGAGCACUGCCACCCAGCCUGUCUGGGACAUCAUGUUUCAAGUGGCUGUGCCAAAGUCGAUGAGAGUGAAGCUGCAGCCAGCAUCCAGCUCUAAGCUUCCCGCAUUCAGUCCUUUGAUGCCUCCAGCUGUGAUAUCUCAGAUGCUGCUGCUUGACAAUCCACACAAAGAACCUAUCCGGUUACGCUAUAAGCUGACGUUCAACCAGGGGGGACAGCCUUUCAGUGAAGUAGGAGAAGUGAAAGACUUCCCAGACCUGGCCGUCUUGGGUACAGUGUAACUUCUCCCAGGAUGGACACUUCAGUUCCAGCUUAGGCCAAUGUUACUUUAUGCUGUCUAGACAGGACUAGUCACAUGGUUUAGUGCACAGUGCCAAGGGUUUUAUCCCUACAUCAGGCUCUGGAACCAGCCUCUGACUUAUUCUGCAGCUACUUGUGAGUGUGCUUGUAUGUUGGCUUGGGGGAGGGUAAAGCAAGGCCUGGGUGUGGGCAGUGUGGAGACGCCAGAGCAUUUCUGAUGACCAUCUCUGCUAUAAUCGUAUGUUUCUAUAUGUUGGUGGAUACCAGUGUCCCUGCCUCAGGUAGGGGGUUUUAUAAGCCAAAGUUGUUUUGUUUUGUUUUGUUUUCAUGUAUUGUUACCUUUUCAUCCAUCCACUCUGUGCCUUGUCAGCCUUUGAAAGUCUCAGUUGCUCCCAGGCUGCUGUUCUCAGGGACCUUAAAAGGGACCUGGUUGGUCUUGGGGCAGAGAGUAUCUUCUGGGGUACUCUCUUCCAAGAAAGACCUUGUCUCCAUUUUCAUUAGAGAAUGCUGCUUGAAUGUGUUCAGGAAAUCUUCUAAAUGGAAUGCUUCUUGUACUGUUUCCAGGCAAGGGGCUGCUAUGAGACCAGAGGACCACGCUUAGUGGGCCAGUCAUGUCCUUCACCACUGUGCCUUAGAACCGCCCUUAGAUGGCCCCUCAGGGGCAGAGGGUAAAACAGGUCUCAGGCCUUCUUUGGGCCUCACUUUCCAUGGGUUGGGCAGCCUGUCUGGGCCCUUACUCAGGACCCUCAUCUCCAUCCUCAUUCUCUUUCUCCACAGCAUUUGCUCAGAGCUCUUUGAGCGUGACCCAUGUUAUUAUCAGCUAGAGCUAACAGGCCCGCCUUUUCCUGUUGACUUGACAAUCCCAGGUGGAGACCUGUGAUGUACGUAGGUCUGGAAAGAGCAUAGUGGUCCUUCAUGUGCUGACUAAAUGUAGAAGGUCAUUGAAUAAAUACCAUGCACAAACAUAC